AUGGGUCAACCUCUCCCCAACCCCACUACCCUCCUCUUCUCCAAGCCAUGCACCUUCCUUUUCAUCCUCAUCAUCUGCAUUCUUGGCUUCUACACUCUACAUUACCCCCACGCUUCACCUUCCCAUUCAAAUCCCCAAACUGCCCUCCGUUUCCGCCGUAAUUUCCUCUCCUCUGCCACCAACUCCACCGUCGCCGCCUACCUGAGAGCACUCACCCAACACCCCCACCUCGCCGGCACCAAACCCUCACUCGACACCAUCCACUAUGUCCAGUCCCACUUCUCGGGCCUGGGCCUCCAGACCCACACGGCCCACUACGACGCCCUCCUCUCCUACCCCCUCCGCUCCUCUCUCUCCGCGCAUUUUAGCAACGGCAGCCAUGUCGACAUCCCGCUUUCCGAGCCGGGUUUUUCGGACGACGGCGUCGUCCAACCCUACCACGCCUACUCACCUUCGGGCUCGGCGCACGCUAAGGUUGUGUUCGUGAACUACGGCGGCGGCGAGGACUAUCGUGCGCUGGAGGCGCUGGGGGUGAACGUCAGCGGCUGCGUGGUGAUCGCCAGAAGAGGCGGCGAGUUGCCGAGAAGCGAGGCGGUUAGAAACGCCGAGAAACGCGGCGCGGUGGCCGUACUGUUGUACACCGAGGGGGAUAGGAGGUUUAACAAGGGUUUUGAGAGAGGGUUUGUGAUGAAUGGGGUGGGGGACCCACUGAGCCCCGGGUGGGGCGGAGUUGACGGAGCUGAGAGGUUGGAUUUGGACGACCCUGAGGUUUUGAAGAGGUUUCCCAAUAUUCCAUCGUUGCCCUUGUCCGCCGAGGCCGCCGGAACCAUUUUGGGCAGCCUUGGAGGGGCUCCGGCCCCGCCGGGGUGGCGGGCCGGAGUCGAGCGUGUCGGGCCGGGGCCGACUGUGGUGAACUUCACGUACGAGGGGGAGAAAAAGAUGGUGACAAUUCAGAAUGUUUUUGCGGUCAUAAAGGGGUUGGAAGAGCCUGACCGCUAUGUGCUUCUUGGCAACCAUAGAGAUGCAUGGACAUAUGGGGCUGUUGACCCUAACAGUGGAACUGCAGCGUUACUUGACAUUGCUCGUCGAUAUGCUCUUCUUAUUCAUUCAGGUUGGAAGCCUAGGAGGACAAUUAUCCUUUGUAGUUGGGAUGCAGAGGAAUUUGGAAUAGUAGGAUCUACCGAGUGGGUUGAACAAAACCUUGUUAAUCUCGGCUCCAAAGCUGUUGCAUACCUUAAUGUAGAUUGUGCAGCUCAAGGGCCAGGAUUCUUUGUUGGGGCGACUCCUCAGCUGGACAAUCUCAUUCUUGAGGUGACAAAAAAGGUCAAAGAUCCUGACUUGGAGAGUUCCACUGUAUACGAGAACUGGCUAGCCACAAAUAGUGUCAUUGAUAUUCAAAGACUUAGCGGAGUUGAUUCAGAUUUUGCUCCAUUUGUACAACAUGCGGGGGUUCCUUCCAUUGACAUCUACUAUGGAAGAGAUUUUCCUGUUUAUCACACUGCUUUUGACUCGUAUGACUGGAUGACAAAGUUUGGAGAUCCUUUGUUUCAUCGUCAUGUGGCUGUUGCUGGAAUAUGGGGUCUUAUAGCCCUCCACCUGGCUGAUGAUUCAAUCCUCCCUUUCAAUUACUUUUCCUAUGUGGAUCAGUUAAAGCAUUACAAAGAUGUUUUGAGCCACUUGUUGGAUGGGAGUACAUCUCUAGAUCCUCUCACAACAGCAAUUGAGGAAUUUGCGAAUGCAGCCAGAGAAGCUGAAAAUGAAGCACAGAAGCUGAGAGAGGAAGAGGGCUCAAGUGAAUUUGUAAUGCUGAAGAAGAGGGCUUUGAAUGAUCGGCUGAUGCUUGCUGAAAGAGGCUUCCUGGAUUCUGACGGUCUUGAAGGAAGACAGUGGUUCAAGCAUCUUGUUUAUGGUCCUCCUACUGAUCACGGAAGCAAACUCUUUGUCUUUCCUGGAGUAGCAGAUGCCAUGAAUCAGGCUAAGAGCAUGAAAGCAGGACGGGGGCAAGCAAAACUUCGACAUGAGAUUUGGAGAGUUGCCAGAGCCAUUCAGAGGGCUGCCAGAUCCUUGAAAGGAGAAAUUCACUGA
Messenger RNA from Fragaria vesca subsp. vesca, 2085 nucleotides. Its product is annotated as probable glutamate carboxypeptidase 2-like. The transcript is spliced from 10 exons. The record is from RefSeq and is a predicted model, not a curated record. Gene Ontology annotation, molecular function: carboxypeptidase activity. Bases 1 to 2085 code for a protein of 694 amino acids. NCBI's taxonomy places the organism in Eukaryota, Viridiplantae, Streptophyta, Magnoliopsida, Rosales, Rosaceae.